Molecule: messenger RNA, 1562 nt
Organism: Phragmites australis (common reed)
Lineage: Eukaryota; Viridiplantae; Streptophyta; Magnoliopsida; Poales; Poaceae
Product: myosin-binding protein 7-like
Exons: 3
Coding region: 309-1373 (354 amino acids)
Source: RefSeq, a predicted model, not a curated record
UAUUCCUGUUUUUAAUCCAUCAAUGAAUUCAUCAUUUCGACUGAAUUAUUCAAUGCCAUGCUGCCUCCUAAUCUAGCUGCUCCAGCCUAGCUAUCUCGCUCACGUCGCUUCCAACAGACGCCACGACCAGCUCUCACAGCAAGAGAGGCGUCGCGGCUUUCCGUUACCUCGCCGCCGUGCAGUGCGCGCGCGCGCGCGCAACCGCCGCACCAACCGUUAGCCCCCGACGGCGGAGGCUGCGGCGGGAUCCCAGCUCGGGACUGGGGGAUUCGCGUGUCCCCCCCAGCCACUAUUACAUACAUGCCUCCAUGGAUCCGAUCGCGGACCCCUCGCCGUCGCGGCGGUCGGUGAAGCGGCGGCCGCCCGCUCGGUCGCCGGAGCUGUCGCCGAAGGCUGGGGCUGGGGGCGGGGAGGCGGAGCUGAUCCGGCGUGUGGAGGAGCUGGAGGCGGCGGCGGCGCGGAUGCGGGGGGAGAAGGAGGCCGCGGAGGAGGCGGCGCGGGGGCUGCAGCAGGAGCUGGACGCGGAACGGUCGUCCGCGGAGACGGCCACGAGCGAGGCGAUGCUCAUGAUCGAGCGGCUGCAGCGGGAGAAGGCCGCCGCGCAGAUGGAGGCCCGCCAGUUUCGGCGCUACUCCGAGGGCCGCGCCGACCGGGAGCGCGAGGUCCAGGAGGAGCUCGCCUCGCUCUCCGACCUCGCCGCCUCGUACCACUACCGCCUCCAGGCCCACGGCAUCGACCCAGACACUUUCUCCGACGAGAAUGAGGAGCAGGAUGAGGAGGAGGGCGAAGAGGUGCAGCAGAUCAACAUGUCCGCGUUAGAGGCGGAGCGGAACGGCGGCGACUCGAGCAGUGGCAUGGAGGUGAAAGCCAUGGUUGUUGACAACGACGACGGGGAGGAGGAGCCGUCGUCCCCCGUGGAGAAGGAAUUCGAGUACACGGUGGAUGUUACGUGCGCGAGCACGACGAAGGCGGCCGGGUCGGUGGUGGCGGAGUAUGUGGGGGACGGGAACGCAGGGGGAUUGUACGCGAGGGUGGAGGCGCUGGAGGCGGACAGGGUGGCGCUGCGGAGAGAGAUUGCGGCGCUGCGGGCGGAGAGGGCGCAGCUGGUGAUGACCAGGGAGAUGGCGCGGCGGCUGUGCUGGGAUGUGGUUGCCGAGCAGGGAGCCAUUGUGAAGAAGGCGGCAGUCCCAGCACGCAGCUUUUCGGUGGUCAGGAUUUGCAAGUGGGUGCUCUCAAUAAUAUUUUGGAGAAAUAGAAGUUCUAUGGCCAAGUAUACCUUUGGUUUGUCGACUACUUUCGUUGGCCUCCUGCUGCUUCUCAACAGAUCCACAAUGUUGAGUCCCUGGCGCCGUCUGCCAAGGCCUCAGCGAUGAAUACGACCUUCUCAAUCCUAUGACCAAAUGCCUGUAAAUUCGGAGCUUUGAAUGAUUGUUUGACUCUAUUGUGCAUGUGUAUUGCAUUCUUUGAUGCUUUUUUUCUUUCUUUGGGCUCAUACAGUAUUUGAGUUGUACGUUUUGGUUUUGAAGCUUUGAGCUUGCCAUAUAGUGUGUUAUUUGUUGAUA